This is a messenger RNA of Blastocystis hominis, 5016 nucleotides long. RefSeq lists its product as hypothetical. Bases 1 to 5016 code for a protein of 1671 amino acids. The transcript is spliced from 2 exons. The record is from RefSeq and is a predicted model, not a curated record. Gene Ontology annotation, cellular component: RNA polymerase I complex. NCBI's taxonomy places the organism in Eukaryota, Bigyra, Opalinata, Blastocystidae. Gene Ontology annotation, molecular function: DNA binding; DNA-directed RNA polymerase activity. Gene Ontology annotation, biological process: DNA-templated transcription.
AUGCGCGAGGUGUACAACGCGCUGGUCCGCGAGUUCUUGGCGUCGAUGCCGAAGGUCUGCGAGAACUGCGGCGCCACGUCGCCCUCGCUGGUCCGCGACCGCUUCCUCAAGCUCUUCGAGGCCCCCAUGCGGAACAAGGGCAAGCAGCUCAGUGCGGCGGGGAAUCCGGCGAAGAGCGCGCUGGACGGGCUCACCGCGGGGCAGCUGUCGGCGCUGGAGGGCCUCCGCGAGACGUUCCGGGAGUUCUCGGAGCGCGAGAUCGAGGAGGAGGGCGAGAACGAGGAGAACGGCGAGAACGAGCUGACGGCGAGCGAGGCGAAGAACGAGAAGCUGAAGUUCCUGCCGCCGCUGGAAGUGGAGCUGCGCAUGCGGAUGCUGUACGAGAACGAGUACCGAAUCGCGAACCUGGUGUGGUACCCGCAGCUCACCGAGGAGGCGGCGAUCGCCAAUCCGCAGGGACAUCCCGAGCUGGAGAAGGAGGGCUACCGGAUCUUCUUCGUGCGGACCAUCCUGGUGCCGCCGUCGCGCUUCCGACCGCCGCAGCAUUUGCACGGAGAGCAGUACGAGCACCCGCAGAACGUGUACCUGUCGAACAUUCUCCGCGAUAACUACAAUCUGAUGCAGUACGGAGCGAAGCGUGUGGAGGACCGCACCGAAUCCAUGCCCGAAGCCGGCAAUCUGGACGAUCAGCCCGAUGAAUCCAAGGAAGCCAUGGACUCCAAGGACUCCAAAGACUCCAAAGACUCCAAAGACUCCAAAGAUGCCAAGACGGCGAAGCCCUCGCGGCGAUCGCGGGGCGGGAAGGGCGAGUCGAAGGAGAAGCCGCUGUCGUACACGUUCGAGGACGCGCUGAAGGACUGGGUGGACAUGCAGGAGAACUACAACGGGCUGGUGGACUCGUCCAAGGGCCACUCGGGGCAGAGCGCGGGCAUCCGGCAGCUCCUGGAGCACAAGGAGGGUCUCUUCCGCAUGAACAUGAUGGGCAAGCGUGUGAACUUCGCGGCGCGCUCGGUCAUCGCGCCCGACCCCUACAUCGACACCGACGAGGUGGGCGUGCCGCUGCAGUUCGCGAAGGAGCUCUGCUACCCGGAGCCCGUCACGGUGAACAACGUGAAGCUGCUGCGCCAGCUGGUGAUCAACGGCCGCGAGAAGUACCCCGGCGCCUGCUACAUCGAGAACGAGGGCGGCUGGCUGGUGGAUCUGCAGUACAAGAACCGCGGGCAGCGCGAGGCCUUGGCGAAGACGCUGCUGGUGAAGGACAGCUCGGGCGGGAUUCGGCGGAAGCGCGUGUGGCGCAACCUGCUGCAGGGCGAUAUUCUGCUGGUGAAUCGCCAGCCGACGCUGCACAAGGCGUCCAUCAUGGCGCUGCGCGCGCGGAUCCUGAAGAGCAAGCGACAGACGAUCCGAAUGCACUACUCGAACUGCAACACGUUCAACGCGGACUUCGACGGCGACGAGAUCAACCUGCACUUCCCGCAGGGCGAGCUGGCGCGCUCGGAGGCGUACAACAUCGUGAGCGCGAAGUACCAGUACACCUCGGCGAAGGACGGCUCGCCGCUCCGCGGACUGAUCCAGGACCACGUGGCGUCGGGCUUCCUGCUCACCAAGCGCGACACCUUCCUGAAUCGGCAGGAGUACGACCAGCUCGUGUUCACGGCGAUCUCCGGGUUCGACGAGCCCGCGAGCGAGCGCGUGGUGCGCACGCUGCCGCCCGCGAUUCUCAAGCCGGCCGUGUUGUGGACGGGGAAGCAGGUGGUGAGCUCGCUGCUGAUCAACCUGGUGGGCGACCUGCCGCAGAUGACCUUCAACGGCGUGGCCCAAGUGAACGACAAGGCCUGGGGCAGCGGGCAGAUCCCGCCGCAGAGCCCGCUGGGCGAGCAGCUGGUGCUGGUGGAGGAGGGCGAGCUGCUGCGCGGCGUGCUGGACAAGUCCACGUUCGGCGCGAAGAACUACUCGCUGGUGCACGCGAUCCACGAGCUGUACGGCGUGGACCUGUGCAGCAAGUUCCUGUCCUGCUUCGGCCGCGUGGUGACGUCGUACUUCCAGAAGCGCGGGUUCACCUGCUCGAUGGAGGACCUGGUGCUGGAGAAGGAGGCGGAGGACAAGCGGCGCGCGCUGAUCGACUCCGCGCUGGAGAAGGCGGUGAGCGGCAUGGAGCAGUACAUGGGACUCGAGACCACGCCGUCGAUGUCGCUGGAGGCGCGUCGCGCCGCGGUGAGCGACGAGCUGCGGCAGCGAUUCAUCUCCAGCCGCGGCGCGUCGAUCGUGUCGCAGAUCUCCUCGGAGAUCUUCAAGGUCUGUCUCCCGCACGGCCUGCGCGUCCCCUUCCCCAACAACAGCUUCUCCUGCAUGAUCAUCUCGGGAGCCAAGGGCUCCAACGUCAACCAGACGCAAGUAUCCUGCGCUCUGGGCCAGCAGGAGCUGGAGGGCCGCCGCGUGCCCAUGAUGGUCAACGGCAAGACGCUCCCGUCCUUCCGCGCCUACGACCCCAUGCCGCGCGCGGGAGGCUGGGUCUCCGACCGUUUCCUCACGGGUAUCCGUCCGCAGGAAUACUAUUUCCACUGCAUGGCGGGACGCGAGGGUCUGGUGGACACGGCCGUGAAGACCUCGCGGUCGGGAUACCUGCAGCGCUGCAUCAUCAAGCAUUUGGAGGACCUGACGGUGCAGUACGACUACUCGGUGCGGAACAGCGACGGCGCGGUGAUCCAGCUGCUCUACGGAGACGACGGCGUGGACGUGGGGAAGGUGAAGUACCUGACGGGCAAGCGCGCGCAGCUGGACUUCCUGGCGCAGAACAGCAGCAUUCUGGUGUACCGCUACGGACUCUCCGAGCACUUCUUCCAGGACACCGGGCUGAACAGCCAGGAGGCGGCGGCGCGGCACGCGGAGAUCCAGUGCGCGCGGGAGGAGCUGGCGCAUCGCCCCGCGGUGCUGAGCAAGAAGAGCGUGGUGGAGGUGCGACGACGCAUCAGCAAGAGCCAGGAAUGGGUGGUGGGCAACGUGAGCAACGAGUUCUUCCCCGCGGUGAUCACCAAGGUGCACAAGAAGGACGGUACGUACGACGUGGUGUACUCGGACACGCAGAAGAAGGAGAAGCACGUGCCGCUGAAGGCGUUCGACGCGUCGGAGGGCAUCGAGAUCGAGCUGAUCCACCUGCGGCUGCCGGACCCGGUCAACUGGCAGCUGAACAUCUGCCGCAACAUCGGCGCGGUCAACGAGAAGUACCAGGACCAGCUGGAGGCCUACCUGGCCGCCUACGAGAAGGCCCGCGAGGCGGGCAACGGUCUGCCCGGAGGCGUGGAUCGCGGCGGGCUGGAGAUGCUGUUCUGGAUGAAGUACAUGCGGUCGCUCGCCGAGCCCGGCGACUCGGUGGGCGUCAUCGCGGGACAGUCGAUCGGCGAGCCCGCGACGCAGAUGACGCUGAACACGUUCCACCUGGCGGGGCACGGCGCGGUGAACGUGACGCUGGGCAUUCCGCGACUGCGCGAAAUCAUCAUGCAGGCGGCGAAGAGCAUCGGCACUCCCAUGAUGACGCUGCCGUUGCUGCCCUCCGCGACGGAGGAGGCGGCGAACCGGCUGAAGAAGAAGCUGCAUCGUAUCGGGCUGGACCAGCUGCUGGAGCCCGAGUGCUACUUCCGCGUGGUGGAUUAUCUGACCAACACGACGUACGGAGCCACGUACACGCCGUAUGUGCGGAAGUACGAGCUGAAUAUGAACUUGCUGCCCGCUGAUGUGAUCCAGAAGGCGUACGGUUUGGACAUGGACACGGUGCUGCACGUGAUCAUGGAGGAGUUCUUGCCGCUGCUGGGCACGCUGAUGACGAAGGACGUGCGUCGCGCGGCGAAGGUGUCCAAUCUGGAGCUGGACAUCGAAACGGCCAUCAGCGGGAAGGACCUCAGCAACACGAAGCGAGUGAAGCUGCCGAAGAAGCAGGCGCGCGAGGAGACGAAGCAGGUGCGCGGCACGGCGGACUCGGAAGACGACGAGGAGGAAGGCGACGAAGCGAUCGGUGAAGCGGACGGCAUGGACGGCGUGCGAUUGAAUAAAGGAGGCCGCGUGGAAUACGAAGAGAACGAAAAUGAGAAUGAGAAUGAAAUGAAGAGCGAAAAUGAAAACGAGGCGGAGAGCGAAUCGACCGGCAAAAUGGAAGAAGAGAACGACUCCACGUCCGCCAAGAUGGAGGAAGAAGAAGAAGAAGAAGAAGAAGAAGAAGAAGAAGAAGAGUCUUCCUCGGCGAGCAAGGCAACGCCCGGACAGACGCCCUUCGCUCGUCCCAUGGAAAAGGCUCCCGCGGACUACACGAUCCUGGAGGCGCCGUUCAAGGUGCUGAAGCUGAAGUUCUUCCGGCGCGCGAUGUACAACGCGCGCGACAACAAGGUGCGCGUGGAGUUCGAGUUCUCGCCGAGCAUCCCGAAGCUGCUGCUCAUCGAGCUGGCGGAGAAGGCGGCGUCGCAGAUCCUGGUGAACGCGAUCGAGCACAUCAACCGGUGCAUCCUGAUGGACCGCAGCGGUCCGGACGCGCCGCUGACGCUGCAGACGGAGGGCGUGAACUUCCCGACGGUGUGGGCGCACCAGGGCCUCGUGGACGUGAACAAGAUCUACUCCAACGACAUCUGGCAGAUCCUGGAGACGUACGGCGUGGAGGCGGCGCGGACGGCGAUCGUGACGGAGAUCACGCGCGUGUUCGACGUGUAUUCGAUCUCCGUGGACCCGCGCCACCUCACGCUCAUCGCCGAUUACAUGACGCAGGACGGAGCCUACCGGCCCAUGAACCGCGCGGGAAUGGAGAAUAUCGAGUCGCCCUUCCAGCAGAUGUCCUUCGAAACCACGACGCACUUCUUGAACAAUGCCAUUCUCAAUGGAACCUCCGACUCCAUGGUCUCGCCGUCGGCGUGCAUUGCGACGGGAAAAGCGAUCAAGGCGGGCACGGGAUGCUUCAAGGUCAUGCAGCCACUUUCUGUUUGGAAUGUUUGUUCUAGAAACUCGUUCCUUUUUUUACUUUUGUUGUAUUUUUGA